Messenger RNA from Eimeria tenella, 2451 nucleotides. Its product is annotated as zinc finger (C3HC4 RING finger) protein, putative. The transcript is spliced from 11 exons. The record is from RefSeq and is a predicted model, not a curated record. NCBI's taxonomy places the organism in Eukaryota, Apicomplexa, Conoidasida, Eucoccidiorida, Eimeriidae. Gene Ontology annotation, molecular function: zinc ion binding. The coding region runs from base 1 to 2451 and encodes 816 amino acids.
AUGGGAGAGGUUCAGCCUCCUGACUGUUCCAUUUGCUUCGAAGCAGCAGUGACGGAUCUCGCCGCUGUUUCCUGCGGCCACGUCUUUCAUCUAAAAUGCGUAGAACAGUGGCUGGCCAGCAGCAACAUGGGCAGCAGAUCCGGCUGCCCCAUUUGCAGGAAGCCCUGCGGCCCGCGGCUGAAGCUGCGUUUCGUGUGGAGCUCCACGAGGGCAGGCGAGAGAAACGAGGAACUCCUGGCCUCUGAUGAGCCAGAGCCUCUCGUGGAGAGAUUGAGGGGGGAGCUCGUGACAAUCCGAAGAGAAAAGAAUGGGAUGCAAAAUCGCCUGGAGGAGCUGGAAGCCGCAGCAAAGGCCCACGCUGAGGAACUUGCUGCAGUGGAGAGGCGCUGCGCAGCAGCAGCAGCAAAGGAGAAGGCAGCUGCAGCAGCAACAACAGCAGCAGCAGAAAAGGAGCUGCAGAAGACAAUGCGGCAGCUGGUGGUAGAACAGGCGAAAACAAGAAAAGCCCAUGCCCAGCUUGAGCUGGCUAGGCAGCAGCAGACAGCACUCGAGAAGACGCUCCAUGGCUUAAUUGGAGAUGCGCCCUCAGAGGAUCGCGCGAAGGCGCUACUCAAUGACUUUAAGUCGUGGGGACGACUGGAAGAUGCAGUACUGACGCUACACAGGGCCAUUACAGUGCUGCAGAGAGACAAAGAAAGGCUCAAGAAAGAAAAACUAAGACAAGAACUGACGGCCAGGAAACGCAUCCACGAAAUGCGCAAGGCGCUGGAGGCGCUGGAGUCCGUUCAGUGUACGUGCAGCGCGGGAGCAGAACCGAAGACUACCCGCAGCGAGAGAGCAGCAGCAGCAGCUGCGGCGGCCACUACACCAGCAGCAGCUGCAGCAGCAGCAACGGCUCCAGGGUCGUUGGCAGUGGAAGCAGCAGCAGCAAAAGCAGCAUCAGCAACUGCUGUGCUCAGGAAGAAGCGCAGGCCUCCUUCAGAAACAUCUUCAGCAGCAGCUCAAAAUGGAGGUGCAGCAGGAAGUGCAGCAGCAGCAGCAGCGGAAGGAGCAAUUUCUGUAGACUCAGAAGAUGAUGAAUUCGAGAAUCUACGCAACGCAGAGUCCAUGCGCGCACUGAGGGGAUUGCUGCAGCAGCAGCAGCAGCAGCAGCAGAGGCCGCUGCUGCAGCAACGCACUAUUCUUCGCACCAGCCGAGUAGUUGCUCCUGCGGGCCCCACAGCCAGGCCCAAAGCGGGCCUCAGUGGUAACGAGAGUGUGCCUCUGCAGGGUGCUUCCUCAGCGCCAGCAGCAGCAGCGGCUGCUGCUGCUCCAGCUACAGCGACUGCUGCUGCUGCUGCUGCUGCUGCUGCUGGCUCCAGGGUUGCUGCUUCAGACGCGGCGGAGCUGGAGCCCGGAGAAGCAGCAGCAGGGGCUCCAGCGCUGACCGGCGUCGCAAAGCUUCACCGAGUACGCCGGCAGCAACAAGAGCAGCAGCAGCAGCGGCAGCAAGAACAACAGCAGCAGCAAGAGCUACUGCAGCAGGAGCAGCAACAGCAGCAGCAUGUGGCACCUGAGGCAUUCAGCAUAAGCAGCAGCGAGUCCCAGGAUUGCUCCGACCCUCGCAUAGUGCGAGCUGAAGCUUCUCCUCUUUUUCAGAGGCCUGUAACAGCAGCAGCAACGCCAGCGGUAGCAGCAGCAACAGCAGCAGCGGAAACGUCAACGACAGCAGCAACAGCACCAGCAGCAGUUGCAGCUGCAGCAUCCCCAACAACGGUAGCAGCGACCCCACCAAGGCGAACAGUGCAGCGAGCUUGUGCAGUCACUCAUGCUCACAACAGCAGCAGCAGCAGCAGCAGGAGCAAUACCACGGCAAGCACCAAACAGGCCAACAGCAGCAACAGCAGCAGCACCACCACCACCACCGCCGUCGGCAGAGGGACAACGGAGAAUGAAUUGCAUCCUCCGGACUUCUUUGAUUUUCAAGAAGACGAUCCCGGGAUCGAGGACUCCCAGGCCGCUCUGAAUCUGCUGCUGCGCCCCGCGCUUUCUUCGCCCCCUUCAGCUUCUCCUGCAGCAUGCAGCAGCAGCAGCAGCAGCACGGACAAUGCAGUCUUCACUUCCCUCUCGCCCACCCCGCCUUCGUUGCUGGGGCCCCCACGCUCUGCAGGCGCUAGGUCAAGGGGCCCAUCGACCCCCCUCCGGUCGUUACGGGGGCCCGCUGGGGCCCCUGCAGGGGCCCCCACAGGGGCCCCCACGGGGGCCCCUGCAGGUAUUCUAGCGGGGGCCCCUGCAGGUACCCUGGCCGGGGGCCCCAAGUCCCCAGCUCGAAGAGGGGUUUCGCCCAGCCUUUUGUCCUGCGGCGUUUCUUCAGCUCCGCGCUCUAAGCCAUCUUCACUAUCGGGAGGUCACUCCAAGCUGCUUCACGGCCGCGCGCUGCGUGACAUCCGCGUUUUCUUCAAGCCCGCAUAA